AUGUACAAGCCCGUCCCUCCUAGGCCCAAGAAAACUGAUAUUGUUCGAUCGCGCAACGGCUGUAAAAGCUGUCGCGAAAGGAAAACCAAGUGCGAUGAGCAGAGACCAACAUGUGGAACCUGCAGGCGGCUGGGGAAGACCUGUGAAAUCAUUCGACCGGAGUUCAAAUUUCGAAUGGUGACAGGUCCGACCGCAGGCGAUGAACCAUGCACUGCAACGCCAUCUGAAGAGCUGCAGCCGCGGCACACUUCGGAACAAAGAUCUCUAAGCUUCACUCCAAUUAAUAUUGACAUCAUCCAGUCUCUACAACAUGUCGAAAGGGAUGUAUUUUACUCUACCUACUGGGAGGAUUCCUGCCUACCAGCCUUGCACCCCUUGUUUCACUGGACUUCUCGUCUUGCCGCUCAGCAUCCCAUCUUGAAUGAUGCGAUCUUGGCAUUGUCUUCUUGCAAUCUUAGUCGCCAACAUGCAGAGCGGAGGACAUCAUCAAUCAAUUCCAUGGGUCCAUUCAGUCCAAGUCUUGUCCACCAAACAAGGAGUCAGCUGUACUACUCCUCGGCUAUCAAAAGGUUCACUGCUCUCAAUGAGUUAGAUUACCAACAGAAUGCCACAAUAGUUCUAGCCGUUCUCAUUCUAUUCGCAUACGUCGAAUCGUCAAUGGGCAACUUUCAUGGCUUCAAUUGCCACGUGGAGGGGAUAACACGAUUGCUAUUCGAGCUCCCCGAGGCAUCCAACGACUCAAUGAUCAACGCCCUUCUUACUUCCUGGAUGCAGGUUCGAUAUGUUGUCUGGUGGGCGCGCGCCUACUUCAGCUCCAUUGAUGUGCAUCAGCAGCUCCCCUCGAUUCAUCUUCCGAGGUCAUUGACAGGCAACUCACCUCAUGAGCGAAGAGUGACAGUCUUGAGUAUCAUGUGCGAGUCGCAUCGAAUCAGUUGCCAGAGCAUACUCGAGCAUUGGAGCCGUAGCAUGGGACCCGAAAACCCGAGUUUGGAUGUGAAUGACCAGGAAUACAAGAGAUGCUGUUUUCUUCUUAACGAAGAAGGUAAGAGGCUCAAUGAAUGGCUCGGGAGUCUUCCCCCUUCAGAACAACCAAUAUAUACGGACGCGGUGCGACAUAUCGGGGAGUGCGAUGAUUCGACUCCUGCUAUAUACUUCCAAACACACGAUGCAGCGCUUAGCUUUGCAUACUAUGUGGUGGCUCGCAUAAUGCAGGGUACUGGAAUCUUGCGCAAUCUGCACACCAGAGACCCUGAGGACCUUGGACAUGAAUGUUGUGAAGAGGAGCCUUGGGUUCGAAUGUUGCUCCAGAUUGCCAAAGGCGUUGACAUGCGCACCUCACUCACCAGGAACAAUUAUACAAUUGGGUUCUCCGGUCUACUGCUGGCCGCUCUUCUCCGGUGCCAGAAUCCUGCACUUUGCCGGGAGAUCCAAAAUUGGCUACAACAUUUACAGGACCUCCAACCUACGGAAGAAGGAGCUUUUCCGGUUUAUCAAACCUUGGGUGUGGUCAAAGCUAUUAAUCAACAAAGAGUGAUGGGACGAGACAUAUUUGCAGUUACGCAGCCGCUGGAUGACGGGGGAGGGACUCCUAAACUGACUUCGUACAACAGUCAGUCGAUCGACAUCUUGCUCUUUCAUGGAAAAUCACACGUCUCUGGUCAGCUGUUUACAGAUUUUGUUUGUAUCGACAGACCUGAUAACAUGAUUGAACGAUUCGAUCCGUCAUAG
Messenger RNA from Aspergillus ibericus CBS 121593, 1728 nucleotides. RefSeq names its product Zn(II)2Cys6 transcription factor domain-containing protein. The record is from RefSeq and is a predicted model, not a curated record. Gene Ontology annotation, molecular function: zinc ion binding; DNA-binding transcription factor activity, RNA polymerase II-specific. The transcript is spliced from 2 exons. NCBI's taxonomy places the organism in Eukaryota, Fungi, Ascomycota, Eurotiomycetes, Eurotiales, Aspergillaceae. Bases 1 to 1728 code for a protein of 575 amino acids. Gene Ontology annotation, biological process: regulation of DNA-templated transcription.